Messenger RNA from Sinocyclocheilus anshuiensis, 1916 nucleotides. RefSeq names its product transmembrane protein 231. The transcript is spliced from 7 exons. Gene Ontology annotation, cellular component: ciliary transition zone; ciliary membrane. The record is from RefSeq and is a predicted model, not a curated record. Gene Ontology annotation, biological process: regulation of protein localization; cilium assembly. The coding region runs from base 398 to 1327 and encodes 309 amino acids. NCBI's taxonomy places the organism in Eukaryota, Metazoa, Chordata, Actinopteri, Cypriniformes, Cyprinidae.
UUCGCUCGAUUCCGGGGUUGUUUUCUCACACGAGUUCGUACAUUUUGCAGCAGCUACACUUAUUCGAUAGCAGAAACCGAGUGAUUAAACUCAUAAGUUUUGUUUGUAAACGUGAUUUAGAUGAAUUCAUAUGUAAUAAUGCGCAUACUUCGCACAAGGCCGAGUUUCGCGCUGUUGAUAUGGUGAACAGAUGACGCCGCGCCACCGCUUCGUUUGCUAACUUAUUCACAAGUUUGGACUUUAUUAGGUUUUUGCCCCAAAAGUGUUAUACUAUUUAGACGAAAUAGAUGUUUGUUGAUCGUUGCUGGUGAAUGUAUUUGACCAUGCACGCCGGAUAUACACGCGCUUAAUGGUGUUGGAUGGGAGUUAAUAUUUAACUGCAGUGUUAUUAGCAACAAUGGCUUUUUAUGAGGUUUACACCCAUCCCGCUUUAAUAAGAUACAGAACACGCGUCUGCACGAGAGCGACGCUGUUUGUCUGUGUGGUGUUAUGCCUCACGUAUAUUUCUCCUCUUCUGGUGGCUUACAGAAGUCAAGGCUUCUGGCUGAAGAGCAGCACAUAUGAAGAGCAAGCAGUCAUUCAGUUCCAGUAUGACAUGAUCGUGAUCGGAGCAACAGACACAGCAGGGAGCUAUAUAGCAUGGAGCACGUUUCCCAACUUUAAUCGACUGAUGGGAGAUAAUUUACGCAUCCCAUCUGUCUCUGUCCAGGAGGAGGACAGAGACCAGGAUGGGAAAUCUGACCUCCUCACGCUCCAAAUCAACAUCCCACUCAAGCCAGAAGAACAGAUGUUCGGCAUCCAGCUCCUCCUUACCUUCUCAUACCAGCUGUUUCGAAUGUCUACGGUUGUGAUGCAGACGCUUGCCUUUGUGCAGCAUUCCUCGCCUGUCCCAGGAUCUCAGCUGUUCGUCUGCGGAGACCUGAAGCUAAACCAGCGAAGCCCUCUUCCUCACCGAGGUUUGCAUAGUAUCUACAACGUAUCGCUGAUCGAUGCAUCCAGUCCGUUUGCGAGUACAUAUGACCUGGCCAACAUCAUUAGACUCUACCAGCAGAGAAACUUGAGCGCUCACCUCUCGGGUGUCGUUCCCGUGUGGACUGUGGGCAGAGCUGCAGAUUCUCCAUUCCAGAUCAGCGCCCAGAUCAACUAUCCCGUCGAGACUAUUACCUAUCGGCCGGGCUUCUGGGAAACGAUCAAGUUUGCCUGGAUUCAGUAUGUCAGUGUCCUGCUCAUCUUUCUCUGGGUUUUCCAGCACAUUCAAACAUUCGUCUUUCAAAACCAGGUUUUACCAACCACCACAGUACCGCCGUUUAAACAGCACAGCUCCUGACAUUUUUACUGUUUUUGUGAUUUUUUAUUUAUUGUUUAAUUAUCAGGACCUUCAUUUGUUGUUGAAGACUAGUGUUUGCUAAUGCGUUUUUCUAUAUACAUAGUUUGUCUAUAUACAUAGUCUUUGUUCAGUUCAAGUGCAUUCAUAAGGAAUUCCCACCAGGAUGCUUGUGGAGUCGCUGGUUUUUCUGGUUUUAAAGUACUUCGAGUUCUGCCGCAUACUGCGCAAAAUAUUCCUUGCUGUGUUUAAAGACUGAUAGAAGAAAUACUUCAAGCCAAAACCUCAAACAAAGCAUGUGAUAAACUCAGGUUGUAUGAAAUGACCUCAAAGACCCCGUGCUGAUGUUUUCAAAUCCACAAAAAACAUGAAAAGCCCUUGAGGUGUUUUUUUUGUUUUUUUUGCAUUUCUGAUUCCUCUUGGCGCAUGAGUAACAGUUAAACGCAUAAUGCUCAUCAACAAAGUUGAAUUAUUACACUUGAUGUCUAAUCAGUGCUGUGAGUCACUUAUAUUUCACAAUAUUACUUUUGGAUAUUUAGUUAUAGUUUGGAUAUUUAAUGUUGCCGUUUGACAAUAAAUAAUGUGAUAAACA